AUGGUUUCGACGGCGCUGCUUCAAGAAAAGUAUAACAAAAUCAGAAAUAACUUCUGUUUUUAUCUGGAUAUACAAGAAUCCGCUAUGUGUCGAUCACUCUCCCGCAGAUUACAGGAUAUGGGUUUACAUCAGGAAGUAUUUCUGACUCCUCGGGUGACACAUGUAAUAUUGGACCAUAAACCAAGCACCGCCGCAUCGAGAUGGCCGCGGCGUGAGGGCCGUGCUCGCGUCGAUGCGAUGCUUGAGAGACUGCGUGCACAUUCGCCACCUAAACCAGUGAACCAUAACUACAUAGAACUAACAGUGCAGAAGGCUAUAAAUCUAUUGGAUAAACUAUAUGAUACAUUCUUCACUCAACGUAAAGCACACAUCAACUACUUCAGUAAACAUUUUAUCAAGAUUGAAUUUUUGGACAAUUUGUACAGACCUGUAUACAAGGAAUUCGAUGAGUGGCCUCAAAUCUCACUAGAACCAGAUCCUGCAAAGGAAAAGAAAAAUUUGCCUGAAAAUAUUGUCGAAAUUCCCACCAACAACAAUAUUGGUUCAAAAAUGACAAGAAAAAGCAGACCUCGUAUCAAAGAAAGAGAAAUAAAAGAGGAAAAGGGUGGCUAUUGUGAAAUGUGUAAUGUGGACUAUGCUGAUGCUACCCUACAUAGAAGAUCUCCACAUCACUUGGCAUUUGUGAGGGAUCAUGCCAAUUUCUUAUCUUUAGACUCACUCAUUACAUCAGGAACAGAUGUCAAUACUUUUCUGGACAAAGCAACACCAGUAAAUGGUGAAAGAAGAUCACUGAGAAAAUUAUGUAAUGGUGAUGCAGAACCAAAGAAUAGACGAUCAAAAAGGUCACAAUCACCAGAGACAGUCAAUGGUAAUGUAAGCCCGAAACGGAAUGGUGGUAUUGAAGAAGAAAAGAAACGUAGUACAAGAUGUAGUAAGAAAGCCAGUGAAUCCACACAAUCUGAAGAUCGUCAGUACUAUAAAGUUGUUGGAGUAAGCACUAAGUUAAGAUCAAGUGGAGGUUUCACAAAGAAAAGAGAAUUACCACCCUGCAAUGGAACAAAGCCGUUGGUGGUAAAAAUCAGAAAAGUACGCCGGUCUGAACUGUCAGUACUAAGUGAUGAAGCAGAACAGUUUAUGUUUCCUAAAAGAGCCAGUUCAACUAGUUCCACUUCAUCAGAUGAAGAACCUGUGGUUCCAGCAAAGACUAGAAAGAAGACCUCACCCCAACAACCACCUCCUGAGAGGCAGAGAUUAGCAAGACCUGUGGCAUUAAAGGAAGAAUCUUCAGAGGAAGAUAUGAUGUGGCCCGAGGAUCAUAGAAAAAAACGACGUGGGCCUCCAGUUGUAAAACGAGGGAGACGGAAAUAUGUGCGACAGCCACCUAGUAAACCACCAGAACCACAAGAACCAGAUCCACCACCAAUUAAAAUAGAAACUCCAUUAGAACCAGAACCACCUCCACAACCUGAGCCACCUGUUGAGCCAGAAGUAAGUCCUUUACGAGAGGAACCAGUAGAGAGGUGUAUGAAAUGGGAAGAUGGAAGAUUAAAAUAUACUCCAGCAGUGGAACAGCUUGAGUUUGCAUUUGAAUCUGUACCCCACAGUGAGCCUUGGUUUAGUACAUUUAAGCGGCAAGAUCAGGACAAGGUUGUUGCUAAGAAUGUUCCGCAGUUUUUUGCACUUUAUUCAAAAUCGCCAAAGUUACCCUAUGAAAUUGGUCAGUUACCACCACUUAAACCAAAUUGCUGUCCCUUGAGUGACUUGGUGAAAAGAGAAGGAAAAGAAAAACCCGGACCUUCGCGUGCUUAUGGGACUAGAGGUAUGAAGAAGCAAAGAAUGAGAAAACGAACUGCAGCCAUAUUAGCUAUGGAGAGCCAUCCACGCAAAUCACCUAGAGAACAUGCUUCAACAUUAGCGAUUUUAGGCUCUGCUGGCUUGUUACACCGCAGCAAAAAUGUAGAUGAUGCUAAAUCUACAGCUUCUGAAGAUACAUUAAGUGAAACACUCUCUAAACCUGAACCAGUUCUUACAGAAAUACAAGAAACUUCAGAAAGACUGCAACAAUUUUUAUCUGAGGUUUUUGAAGAUGAAUCUGAUUAUGAUGUCUCUGAAGAUGUAAUGGAGAAUGACAUCUCUGUGAUUACAUCAAAAGAAAUUCCAGACUUCUCUAGUUUAGUAUCUGAAUGUGAAAAAUGUGAUCUUAUUAGUAAUGAAAUUAGACAGGAUACAGUAAAAACCAGAGGCAAAUUUAAGAAAAAGAAUAGAACUGGCUGGCCUUCAAAGAAAAAUAAAAAGAAAUCCUCUAGAAAUAGCAGCAUAGAUGACAAAGUUGACAGUUUGGACCGUUCCUCAGCAGAUCUCGAAACUCUCAGUGAAGCUGAUGAAAAUAAGUCUGAAAGUGAAGAAAAUGUAAAGGAAACUAAGAUAGACGAGCUUGAGUUACCGUGUCCUAUGGAUAUUGAUAAUAGGUCUAAUGAUAAGAGUGUAUUAGAAAAUGACAAAAGUAUACAUGAGAAUAAAGAUAGCCUAUCCCCAAGUUCUGAAAAAAGAACAUCAUCAGACAGUGAGGAGAAAGUAGAAAUUAAGAGGAAAACGCGUGCAUUACAGGGCUUGUGUGAUUGGCUGCCUGUAGUAAGAGUGGCAAGGGUUGACCCAAAUGCAUCUCGAAGACUUAGAUCUGCUGGUAGAGUUCGAUCUAGCAAGCUGAGAUAG
This is a messenger RNA of Pieris macdunnoughi, 2712 nucleotides long. NCBI's taxonomy places the organism in Eukaryota, Metazoa, Arthropoda, Insecta, Lepidoptera, Pieridae. The record is from the annotation of a GenBank genome assembly.